Molecule: messenger RNA, 856 nt
Organism: Nicotiana tabacum (common tobacco)
Lineage: Eukaryota; Viridiplantae; Streptophyta; Magnoliopsida; Solanales; Solanaceae
Source: RefSeq, a predicted model, not a curated record
UCUUACGCAACCUUCGCCAUAGGAACCUGACCAAAGUCAUAACUUCUUGUUCCAACUCUAAGUUCAAGGCCUUAAUAUUAGAGUACAUGCCAAAUGGCACCCUAGACAAAUGGUUACACUCUCAUGACUUAUUCUUAGACAUGUUGCAUAGGUUGGACAUAAUGGUAGAUGUAGCAUCUGCCUUGGACUAUCUCCAUAACGGUUAUUCAGAGCCAGUGGUGCAUUGUGAUUUGAAGCCUAGCAACAUUUUGCUAGAUCAAAAUAUGGUUGGGCAUUUAAGUGAUUUUGGGAUUGCGAAAUUGUUAGGUGCAGAGGAUAGUUUUAGACAAACUAACACUAUUGGGACCAUUGGAUACAUUGCGCCAGAGUAUGGACAAGAUGGACUUGUAUCAACAAGUUGUGACGUCUACAGUUUUGGUAUCGUGAUGAUGGAAACAUUCACAAGGAGGAGGCCUAGUGAUGAAAUGUUUACUGGAGAUUUGAGCCUAAAACAAUGGGUAAACGACUCGCUUCCUUCUGGAGUUACACAACUAGUGGAUGCAGAUUUGAUGAGACCAAAGGAAGAACCUCUAAAUGCAGAGAUGCAAUGCUUGGUUUCUGUCAUGGAAUUGGCUUUAAGCUGCACUUCAGUGUCACCAGAUGCAAGAAUCAAAAUGAAAGAAGCUCUUUUGGCACUCAAGAAGAUAAGAAUUCAAUUGGUCACCAAGCUGAACUUUGAAGUAAGGCUGAAUCCAGAAAGUUCACUCCAAUAGAAUUUGGAGAAGGCUUGUUAUAAUAAGAGUAGAAUAAAGAUAACAGGAAGCAACCUUUUGUUUCUGUCUGUAGGCCAAUCUUAUUUAUUUGUUAGCAAGUCACC